GUCUUAACGUAAUGGGAUUCUGAAGUCUCACGAAGAGGAACGAGUCAUGCCAAGUCAUAUUUAUAUUCAUUUUACGGUCCUUUUCUUUAGAUGGUAUGGUCUUUCUUUGGUGGGUUGUUCAAUUCAAUAGUUUUUAUUAGGAUUUAUUAAAUAAAUGAUUGUCAGAUCUAAUGUUUGUUGGAUGUAAUCUGUGUCUCUGUUGGAAGGGCACUUUUGUUACUACAGGUUAGUUUUAUCCAUUCUAGAAUUCAUUUGUAACAUGGAGGAUUAGUUUUCUUUGGAGAAGUGUUGUGUUUAUUAAUUUUCCGUUUGUUGUAUUGGUUGUCAGGUUUGCUAGUUGGUGGUUGUGUCAAAUUUUACAUUGUAUGUCCUUUCUAUUUCAUUAGGGAGUUCAAAGUAUAUAUGAUAAGAACUCAUCGUGCUUCUAGAUCUCCAUGUCCGUUAUUGUUUUAUUUGUCGGAGGACCAUUUCUGAUAGCUACAAAGCAGUUUUAUCUGUUGGGAAAGAAAGCUUUAGGUGUUGGAUGGUUGUAAUAGUUAUUCUAACACUGUGCUAUAGAAUAUACUGAUUGUUUCUUUCUCAUUAAGUUAGUCUUAAAGGUUUGGAAUUUUGGCAACUUUUCUCCAUGGCGUUAAAGGAUGUUUUGGACAAGGACAGCCUUUUCUCCCCCUUUCAGGCGACUAUGGUCUUCUUCCUCUGUGCUCCACUAACUCUUGUAGGGACUCACAACCUCAUGCAGAUUUUCACAGCUGCUGUACCACCUCAUCACUGCCGCUCUAACAUCACAAUGUACCACAACCGCCUACCAACAGAUCCUUGUACUCGUUUUGUUUCAUUCCUGACCAAUGACACUGAGUCCUGCAGUGACAAUGAUGGCUGGGAUUAUGAUCUGAGUGUAUACACAUCAACUAUCAUUAAUGAGGUAGGUGAUGCUAGGACUUAAUUUUAAAAUAACAGCUUGAAGCAGGACUGACAUCUAUGAUCUUUCCUGCUGUUUUUCCACAUAUAUCUCACUUCUCUUCAGUAUCCAAAAAGUCCAGACGAGGAUGAAGAGAAUACAAUAUUUUUAGUCUACGAGCUUGUGGACCACAGGUACCCAGUUCUGCUAUUGGUGUACACUUGACAUAAGAAGAUGGUUAUUUAAUAUAAAAUGGAAUUUAUAUUCAUCAGAAAGUACAAAACUGCCUGAAAUUUAAGAACAGAAUAGACAAAGUCAGCUAUGCUUCCAGGUUGACUAAUUUGGCCUAAACUUUUACGUUCUCACUUUUUUUGUGAAUAACCCUUUCAAUAUUCCAAAUAUCCAAAAAAUAUAUAAAAUUGUAAAUUGCAGUUGCUAUUACAACUUUUGUAUAAAUAAACAUGUGCGUAAAUUUUUAUAAUUCUUUGUGCUUCGAGCCCUCCAUACCUAUCAAUGUCCAACAGCACGCACAUGGCCUCUUACUCCUGAUUGGCCACAUAUUUUAAUUAUUUUUAAUAUGUACAACAUGAUUUUUCAAUUGAGUUAUAGUGGAGAAAGACAGGAACUUACUGAAACUCUUUUUUUCUGACAUUAUGCCCUAUUCUCCAUUAGUUGUUUGUCCUCCUCCUUUAUUUAAGAAAUUCUGUAACACUUACCUGAAAUCCAGGGCUGUUUUUGCACAGAAUUAACAAUAGACCAUUCCGGGCUGCUUACGUCAUGUGUUGCAGGGGUGCAACUAGCUCCCGACAAAGAAGUGAAGAAAUAUUAGUAUGGGCAGCGUUUUAAGUCAAAAAGCUUCACAAACAGAUUCCUACUACCAUGACCACUUCUAAAAGCAGGUUGGAGUAAUGCUUUAAAAAAAAAAUGUUGAUUAGAUAAAAACUUUAUACAUACUGUAGGAUUGAUUAAACAAGAAUAUGCCUUAGCUGAAUGCAAGCUCAACUGAAAGCUAACAAUAGUUAAAAUAACAAUUGAAAAAUCAAAGGAAAUAGGGCGUGCCUUUAAUGGAAAUAUAUAAAAGUAUAUCAAAUAUAAAAAUGAAGUAAAAAGAAGUCCAAAUUAUAUAAAAUAUAGAUAUUUUAAAUGAAGUAAGAAAGUCCAAAUAUAUAGUCCACAAAUAAAUGAAGAGUGUUCUUUGUAGCGUAGUCUAGUCUUUUUCCAGGAGAUGAGUUGUAUUUCUCAAUGGGCCAUAUGUGGAAAAAGUAAAGAGACAACCAAUGGUACAGUAUGUUGAUAUAAACUGAAAUAUAUGUAAAUAAAUUGGAGUUACUCACAAUUUCCAGAGCUAAAAUCCAGCUUUGGUAUGAAAUGCGUGGAGUGGAAUGAUCCCCACUCUGGGAUGUAUGGAGCGGUGACUUGCAGAAUAAAUGAUCCACCGAAGACUCCGACCGGAAAUUAAUACAAAUAAGGAGAAUAUAGUGCUCACUGUUUAAUAUAAGUUAAAAAGAAGGUAUGAAAUGUACUUACAGAGUAUUGAGCAUUCUUAUCUGCUCAAUUUUUAGCGCAUGGGUGGUAUGAUCCCCACCUAAGGAUUUUCAGUAAAUCCGUAUUGGCUCAGGUUAGUCAGGUAUGAAAUAAAAAUUAGAAAUAAAAUAAGGAAUGUGGCAGAAAAGGUUUGAGGCCAAAAUUCCUUUAUUAUAACAGUAUAAAAAUAUUAAAACAAUUUCUAAAUGCGUUUUGCCCACAACAGGUUUCUUCCAGUAGAAUAAUAGUAAAGACAGUAACCUGGCUAACAAUGCUUUAUAUAUGGUUUGUUCAGUAUAUUGGAAUUUGAAUAUUCCCGCCAAAAUGACGUCAUCACAUACUUUAAUUUUAGAUACAUAAUUAAAAUAGCAUAAUAGUAACAUAAAGAGCUUUAAUAUGCAUUUACAAGGUCAUUUAUUAUAAAAUAACAUAAAAACGAGGUGUAGAAAUUAAAUAAUACGGAUAAAACAUAAGUCCUGUGACGUACGCGGAAAUGAGAGACUUCCGCGUCACGUGGGUAUGGUGGAACGCAUGCGUUCCAUAGCAAAGGAGAAGGCCAGGGAGAAUGAAUAGAGGGACAUACAAAUUGGGGAGCAGUGGUUAAAAAAAAAAAAGAAUAAAAUGCAUGCAUUAUAUUUAUCAGGGAGAUAACUCACAUCUGUAAGCAAAUGGUGAUUAAAGGGACACUAUAGUCACCAAAACAACUUUAGCUUAAUGAAGCCAUUUUGGUGUAUAUUUUGUUUAUGCAGCUCUAGUAACACCUUCCUGUAAUAACAGUCUUCCUAAACACUUCCUGUAAAGUGAGAUCUAACGUUUAAACUUCCUUUAUGGCAAAUUCUGUAUAAUUUGGAAUUUCUUAUUUCCUGCACUGUUCAAAACUUGGAGUCUCCUGUAUGGGAUUAAAGUUCAAUUUAUAGAGCAGGAGAUAAAAACUUCUAAAAUAAGUUAACAUCGGAUUGACAAUGAAAACGGAUUAGAGUGAGAAAGAUGGCGGCGCUCGUGAGGGACAGGUUAUGAAAAGUAAUCUCACCUUCACCUUCCCCCCCCAUUCCCUUGGCCAACAGACUGCCAGCAGCAAUGUCACUGUCUGGGGACCUUGCAAAUUCGGCAAAGUACCCAGAUGGUGACAGUGCCGCUUUAAGCUAAAUUUUUGAGUUGACUAUAGCGUUCCUUUAAGUUCCAGAGAGGGCGUGAAAUUGCAGUCUUGUGAAAGUUGGUCUUUGUAAGUUCACCCUCUGAUUCCGACACACUGACACACCUGCAUCAAACUUAUACAAUUCUUACCCCUUCAGAUGCUUGCAUCAUUUUGUGAGAGUACCAAUAUUAACGCACCAUUGUCAUCUUCACAUUGUUCCCAGGCAACUAGGUGUCAUUCUGUAGGGUUACCGAGUUUGAUGCAUUUGCAUUCAUUUCUUUCCAACCUGUUCAAUUCAGAUGCAGCGUAAUUUUCACCAACUACUUAUGUCAUUCUGGCCUCAUUCUAUCCUAAAAUAAAGCAAGCCUUAACGUUAAGGCUGGUGGUAUUGUAGAGUGCAAUGUUGUAAGAGGGUCAACCAGGGAAAAUUGGAAACUGCUCUUUAAUGUAUAGAGAGAGGUAUAUCUAGUAACAGAACACAGCCCCCAUAAUGGUGGUUAGUAAGCAGCAAAGCACGCUUUGACACCAACUUUAAAAAAAAAAUUGUUAAAAUAAAAAAAAAAUAUAUAUAUAUAUGGUUUACAGUAAAGGUGUUUUCAAGUUAAGAAGCUAGAAUGGGACUAUUCAGUAAUUGUAUACCUAGCUGAUUAUUUUACAUCCAUUGUCAUUUUAUGAACAGUUCUGCAUACUAUUUGAUAAUAUUCAGCAGUGUUUAAUAUGAUGAAUACACAGUAAAUGAUUAAAAAUAUACCCAGAAGACCAUUUUUAAAAGCAAACUGUUGGCAGGACUGAUGUACACAAGAAAUGCAUCUGAUUAUAAUGUUAAUCACACAGCAACGAAUUAACAAUAUUCUGUUCUGAAACAGUGGAAUUUGGUGUGUCAACGGGAAUAUAUGAAGGAAUUGGCCCAGUCCCUUUACAUGGCAGGGGUUCUGGUUGGAGCAAUAGUAUAUGGACCACUUGCAGACAGGUAAUAUGUUGAAAAGAAUAAUCGAAACAUAUCAUUGAGAUUUGUACAAAUACAAGUUAAUAUAUUCUGGUUCACAAGGGAUAAAUGCUAAUAGACAAUGUUUAAAAACUGUAACUGUGACUGUAGAGUAUAUUGCAAUCCAGCGUCGAUAAUUGAUCAAUAACGUUUUCUAACUUACAGCUUGAAUGGCAAGUCAGCUUUCAAACAUUCAGCAACAGGAAGGGAUAUACAGGGGUAUUCACUAAACUCUGAAUGACCCCAUAUGGAAUGGAGCAAAACCAUUGUGUGAGGCCAUGCAGAAUGUGAAUUCCAUAUAUUUUUCAUUCUAUUUUACAUACAUGACAAAUGAACCUGAAUAUGGUCUGGAUUUCAGAAGGACCGAACGUUUGCAUGAAUGGGUGAAAUCUGGACCUAGAUCGUUAAAAUUCUGGCCCGGAUUUUAAAAAUUGGACUAAAUCCACUGGCUGCCCGCCGCAAAAAAAUUAAAUAACCCUUGGUGGCACAAGUAUUAACCAUGUGGAGGUUUUUUAACCAAUCAUUGCCUGGGAAUAUUCCCAUUCUUGAUGUUUCUACACACAAACACGUAGAUAGUAUCACAUGGCUCUGCAGAUUUAGGAGUUUUUUUUGUUUUUUUUUACAAACAUACUAUAUGACUCUAUACUUUUGAAACAAACUUGAACUUUUAUUCCUGGUUAAAAAGGUAUAAAACGACUCUUUCCUGUGCUGUGCGGGUCUGUUGUGGCCCUCUGUGCCUGCUUGGCUGAGAUCAUCAAACUUGAUGAUUUCAGCCAAUCCAAUGCUUUCCUAUAGGAAAGCAUUAGGAGGCUGUUGCGUGUGUGCGGCAACACGCUGCACUGCACCUAUCAGCAUCUCCUCAUAGAGAUGUAUUGAAUCAUUGCAUCUCUAUCAGGAACAUUAAGCACCUCCAUGCAGCUCUGACCUAGGAAGCACCUGUAUUGGCCGUCUGAGUGACUGCCACUAGAGGUGUUCCUUAGCAGUAAUGGAAACACUGUCUUUUUUCUAAAAAGGCAGUGUUUACAGUAAAAAGCCUACAGAUACAGGCGUAAACACCAGAACAAUUAAGCUGUAGUUGUUCUAGUGACUAUAGUGUCACUCUAUGAAGAGUUUGAAUUAUGAGUUUUUUUUUACUGAGAACGAGUAGUGAGAAUAUUUCAGGAAAGCAUAUUCUUCUGUUUCUUUUUUGUCGCUUAUGUUUUUUAGUGGGCUGACUACCCAUUUUGCAUUACUGAGUCUGAGCCUGAAUAACAUAGAUACAUGCUGGUAUGGCAGAGCUACAUACUUGAAGAUCUUCAUUUUCCUUUAUAAAAAGUAAGAAAUUAUUUGUUUUUUCUUGCUCACAGUUGAUUUAAAGUUACUAGGAUGUCGCUCUGCUUUUUUACAUUUAGUAACCACCACCCGCUGUCCACGAGUGUCCUCCGCUGCUUUUUAUAUUUAUAGCCCUCACCCAAUGCAGUGUCUGGCGAGUCGCAAGUCUAUGUUUGGUAGGUGGGGGCACUAGGGAGGUUAAGAACCUUCUUUGUAGUAAGGAGGGAGGGGUCAUAUUGACCACAUAGGCUUAUCAUUUUUGUUUUCUAACUUUUUCAACGUGGUGGCUGGCUAGCAAACUCUGGGGUAUCCCUAACAUGGUUAAGCCUCGGGCUCUCGAGUGCUAUUUAAAUUUUUGUCUUCUGGCUGCCUGUGCUUCCAGCGGGCAAAUAGUAUUUAAAAUUGUUAGCUUGCAAACAGCAUGUGAAUGAUAAUUUGCAAUUGUGCAUCCUGCCAGAUGUAUUCAGAUCUCUGUUUUGUAGGGUUCCGAUGUGAAAAGCACUGACAGCAUCUGGUCUGGUGCAGAUUCUGUAAUUUGGUGUUUUUGAUGUUUGUUAAUAUGAAAGUUGCCAUUCCGAUUGUAAUAUGGCCAUUUUUACCGGAUUUGUCAGUCUGGAAAACAAAUUGUGCUUAGUGAAUAAUCCUGACAGUUUCACAGGUUUUACAAACUGACUCAAAAUGCACCAAUCAAAUGCUCUCUAUGUAUGUAAUUUGAUUGAAUAACGGUGCCUGACUCAGUUAUUCAGCGGAAGUGCCUCUAGUGACAGUCAGGAAGACAGCCAGUAGAGCUGGGUAAACCCUUCAAUCAUAACUUUGCUAUAUGUAUGAAAUUGCCAAUAUUUAAGAUUACAGGGUGAAGCCUAAUGGGCCACUGCUCCCAGACCACUUCAUUGAGAUAAUGUGGUGUGGGUGUUUUAGUGGUCUUUUAAAGAAUAUUGCAAACUGACCCCUGAAGGUGACAAUGUCGCUCUAUAGGAACACUGCAAGCACCAUAACACUAUAAUGCAUUGUAGUGCACCUCCUUCCCCUUUACAAGUAGUCAAACCAUUUUAGUAUGGUUUGAUUUUUAACCUGGGGGCAUCACUCUCUGACACUUCCGACAGAUGGCCAGAAGUUCUCUAUCUGAGCUAAGCCCUGCAGUGUCUUAUGAACGUUCGGCUCUCUGUAGGCAGUAGUGGAUGAGGAAUGGCACCCGGCAAACCUCAAACUGUAUAAAAUGUCACACUGUUCUAACAUACAUUCGGCGUUCAUGGGGCACUCACACCAUUAAUCAUUACAGUGCGCUGAAGUAGUGAUGGUGCUUGAAGUAUUCCUUUAAAGUGACUUUGCCACCUUGGGGGUUCUUUGCAUAGUUUGCGAUAUUAUUUAAUCCUUGCACUUUAUUAGUCUCUCUAACAACUUAUUUUUUAAAAAUAAAAACCAAACAUUAAUAGGCGAACCCCUUGGUUUAUCUCCCAACAAAUCAUUAAUAGGUAAACCCCUAAGUCUCCCAUCUAAUCCAGGUUUUGUGUCCUAUUAUUUUACUUUCCUUCCUUCUAAAGAAAAUGAUCACCGUAGUGUUUAUAUCAUGGUGACCCUAUCCUGUCUCUGCUUUAUUUCCUUUAUAUAUGCAUUAUUAUACAGGUCAUGUGACCUUCUUGUAAUUACUCAUUGAAUGUAUACACUCAGUUUUAUCAAUGCAAUGUCAGAUCACAAAUAGUAUUCAUAAGAUAGGCAUUAUUAUGUAUUUCAGAUUUGGACGGCGGGUUGUACUUCUGUGUUGUCUCCUGCAGAUCGCCACUAUGGGAAUAGGAGCUUCGCUCUCUCCCAACAUCAUGGUAUACUGCAUCUUCCGUUUUAUGACUGGCAUGGGAAUCUGUGGCUUAAUCAUUAAUGACCUCGGCCUCGGUGAGUCUCACAUGACCAAAUAGUACUCAGCUUAUUCUAUGAAUAGAAUUCUCUCUACCAUGCCAUAGAGUGGUGAAGAGCACUUUUAAAAGGGCUGAGGUAGUUGUACUUGUGAAUGCCAACCUGGGAGUCUAUGGUUGAGGAAAUGUGAUGGGGUAACAAAACCAAAGCAGACGAAAUGCAUAUAUCAGGAAAUGUACUAUUGAUUAAUAUCUGCCCGAUGCAUUCAUCUCUAAGUAAAUUUUCAUGAUGAGACUUACAAAAGAUAAUAAAUAUGACUUGUGUAAAUAUAUAUGUGCACAAUGGCCAUGUUUUUAAUGCUCAACAAAAUGUGCCAUUAAUUGCCAAAGCCACCGACUCAUCUUAAUGUGUGUAUACGUGUUUGUCGCAUGUGUGAAUGAGGCCAGCAAAAGGUCAGAAAAGCACUAGAUUGGCCGAAAGUACCUCGCCAAUGAUGAUCUGCUGGGUCAGAGCGGAACUGCAGCGAAAAAACGAUUUUCUGAAUUAAAGUAACUUCAUUAUUUGGGGAACACUGGGGGAGCCCUAAGUCAAAAAUGAAAAGGAACACACCAACAUUAGGAAAAAAUAAUAAAUUAUAUUAACAUAUUUCUCAAAGCGGUAAAAAAAUAUAAGUGGUGAUUAAUUUUAGGCAAACAGGAAGGAAUAAGAUAAAUAAGAAACAAUAAAGGACCUGCUUAAAUGAGUUCAGAACCCUGUUGAUGGAGCCAAGAACUAACACCAUUUGUUGUUGAUGGAGGGUGAUGUGAACGAUAAUGUGACGAAAGCAAAUUCGCCACUGGUUUUUGGAGAGGACUAAUAGCCAGCCUUUUGCCCAAAGACUAUGGGCCCUGCAAAAAGACAUGCUAAAAAGUGACUUCCAUGGGAAAAUAUGCCUCUUCCCCUUCCCCUCCCCCUUUUUCUUUUCCUAUUGUUUCUCCAGCAGGGCGUUGUCCCAGGGACACUGCCAGACCAGUUUAAACUGGCUGCCUUGUCCCUCCUCAAUCUUCCAUCAGCCCUUGCUGUGGUUUAACCCCAUGGUGAUCCAACUGUAUUCGUGAGAUCUGAGCGCUUUUCAGAUAUAUAGAGCGCUCAGAUCCAAGCUGUCUGGGGAUAUGUUGGACAUAUAGGUUAAACAUUGUAUUAUAUGAGUUAUGUAUUUUUAUGUGGGUUUUUUUUUUUAACAGUUUUUGACUUAGCGAUAUUUCCUGUACCUGGAGUUAAUUAAGUUACCACAGCCACUUAAGCCAAUUAUGUCCAGGAUAGAGGAGAAGAUAGACCAGCCGUACAGCCUAAAUCUGUGGAACUAUUUUGGGCAUGAAAGCCAUGCUUGCGGUCGGUCAAAAGAGACUUCCAGAAAACGUUUGAACCCCUGCUCUGAUCUGGGUGAUUUUUGGAUAUGUUGGUCACCCAGAUCAGGGCUAUCCAGGGAUGUAUAAUGUGGGUAUAUGUGGUGUUUUGUGAAAAGUGUGUUUUCUGCCUGUGGGUAAUUGAGUUAGUCCAUUGUUUCUUAAUUGUAUCACAGGCAGAGGGGAGGGUUUGUGCACAUUAUCUGGGAGUGUCUAUCUGUAUGUGGCGAAACCGGCCUCGCCACGUGUCCUUGGAGGGGGCUGCUUGCCCGCCUCUUGCCUUUGGACUAUGGACCAGACUUUAUGUGAAGUUAUUAACCCAGAUAGCUAUGCCAUGGAGCCCAUUCGUGUAGUUAAAGACUUCGGCUCCAUGGCAAUUGAACUGUGUGAAUAGGAUCUGAGCGCUAUUCGGUAGUUUUGUGCGCUCAGAUCCCAGCUAUCUGGGGAUAUGUGAAAUGUCUGUGUGUUUUUUUUUUGUCAAUCUUUCUUUUAUUGAGGCAUGUGGUCAUGGUGGUACAGAAUAAAGAGAGGGAGACUUGCAGGGGUUAUACAGGUUAGGAUCAUCAUAACAAAUUACAAAAUCUCCUAGGAUUAUCAUCCUCAUUUUAUAUUAUAUAAACAAGCUUAGAACAUUGAGUUGUGAAAACAGGUGGGCUGUAAUCUAUGUCUUAGUUAUCAAGCUUAAUUAAUGUAACGUUGAUACACCAAUUUAAAUGUGAAUAUAUCCUGCAAACAGGCUUGGUUCAUGCGUUAACUAGAUCAGCAGCAACAUAGAUAGUACCUAUAAUGCAGUAAAAACGCUAGCGACCCUAUUUAGCUAGUGCACCUGUACCUAUGUGAUGUCAAACAGUUCGUUUGUUCCCAGUAACCUGCUUGGGUAGAGUCGCUUAUUAGUAUAUAGUGGUUGCGCCUAAGGUUAUAGAUAUUCUGUGCAGUGAGUUACAUGAGUGAAUAAUGACAUCCUUUGUGGUAUAGACAUUGCAGUGUAGUCUGGCACAGUCUCUACAUUUGGGCCUGUAGGGGUACAGUCAGUCUCUGGGUCGGUCCACCUCAGUCAGUUGAUGCCGGCUCUGGAGGUUUUGGCAGGUGGGUCUGGGACAUUGGCAGGUGUUGUUCUUAACAGGUUUAGAUUAAUAAAUCAGGUACAGUGGGGUGUUUCAGUAUGUGUGUAUAGAUAGGGCAUGUGUCAGGGUUAUGGCAUGUGCUGGGUAGGCUAGGUACCAGAUGUGAUUUGUUGCCAUGCUUGGCGGUCCCAUAGUGUGGCGUUAAGAGUGCUCAUUAGUAUUUAGGGGAGUAACAUUGAGAGAGCUGCACCUGGCUAGUGUUUAGGAAACAGUGUACAUUCUUUAUGUGAUAGGCUUUCAUGCCCUUUGUGAUAUUGCUUGGACAGAGUUAUCUCUCAGGUCUAGUGAGUGUGUGCUACAUCUGUGUUUGUCAUGUUACCUGCUUAGCAGGGUGGAAGACAGGUAUAACAUUACGCUCAAUGUCCACAAGUGUGUCCAGCCGCCCAGUAAAUCUUGCAGUCUUUCUAUUAUGGAAUGGGGGGGGCUAGUAUUAUGACAGUGUCCCAUUGCAGUGAGUUCACUAGGCCCCAUCAAGGUCGUUUACCCGAUGCCUUCUUUGUAGAAGCUGUGUGUGUCCGGUGCUGGGUUUCUGCGUCCUGCCGCUGUGUGGGUGUCAGUGAGAUUAUCCUUCCAGCCCCAGGCUGGCGUGCAGGCCUGCAUCUUCUGGCCACAAACUCGGCUACCGCUAGGGCCCGGGUUUCCUCCACGUGUGGGAGUGGCGGAGGAGCAGGUCGUUUUCUUUCGCUUGCGAUGCUUGUUCCUCCGCCCGUGUGGAUGAUGCUUCUGGGCUCUCUGCCCUUUGGCCUGCAGCCCGGGUGGGCUAGGUUGUGUGUGGGUGGGUAGUUGAGGUGACGUUAUGUCCAAGGACUUUCCCUUUACUCCCCUCCAUCCGCGGCUCCGCUCCCCAAUUGUCGGUAGUGCAGGUAUCAUGGGUCGGGCUGCUUGUUGCCGCUUCAUGAGUGUGUCCCAGAAGCAGUUCAGUAUCGCUUCUACGCUCUGUAGGGGUUCAUUCCGUGGCGUUGGUGUCCGUUUCGUGUUCGCCAUGCGGGUUGCGUUGCUGGCCGCCAUUUUAGGUACUCCCUGUGAGGGCCUGCAGCUUUGCGCUUUAGGAUUAAUCUUGUGCUGCUGUCUCGGCUGGUUGCUAUAUGAGUCAAGUGGGGACCGGGAUGACCCCCGCCGGUCCAGAGGGGGGGGGGAAGGAGGCGAGUGCUUUGAGGGCUUCUUACUUGGCUUUACCAUCCAGGAGAGCGGCCGUCUCUCCCUGGCUCGGUCACAGGUAGGCCCCAUGUGCUUUGUACGGGUUCCCGGGCAGUGUAGAUCUCGUUUGUGGGUUCAUUCGAUGCUCCCGGGUUUCCCCGACUCGUUGUGUGUCUUCCAGUUGGUGAACGUGUCUGUUUUCGGGGUAUUUACCCCCAGUUUAGUCGCUUUUGUGCAGGAGCUGAUUCACAGCACGUCUGACCUGCUCAGCAGUUAGGCUCCGCCCCCCAAAUGUCUGUGUGUUAUGUGUAAAUGUGACUUUAUGUAUUUUAAAGUGUUUUGUGUCUUUUUGCAACCAUGUGCUUAAUGGAGUCUUGUGUCUGUCCUGGGAGAUAAUUGAAUUACUUAUCUCCAGGAUAGAAGACUCUGAAACUGGUUUGGGCCAGAAAGCCAUGCUUCAUUUAGUCACAAAGGACUUUUUACUAACUUUUGAACCCCUUGUCUGAUUUGUGCCAUUUUUGAAUAUGUUGUUCCCCUGAAUGGAUUGAUUGUGAAUAUGUAAUUUUAUGUGAAUGUGAUGUAUGGUUUUAGAGUUAUGAAAGUUGGGUAGAAAGUAUGUUUUAACUGUAUGUAUAAUUGAGUUUCCUCUCAGGAUAAGGGGAGGAAAUAUGUGGGAUGUAACUGUGAUGUGAUUGGUUGUUUUAUACCUCCCUGUGGGCGGUCCUGUAUUUGCAAGACUGUAAUAAAAACCAGGCUGGGUGUGCCAGCACCUGAGUUCCUGUUUUAACCCUCAAAGUGAAGUGUCGUCUCAUUAUUGGGGAAGGAUUUAUUGUAUGCUGUUCCAGUUUGACUGCUAGGAGAGUAAACCUAUUCGUAUGGUUCCUAUUCAACUGUCUACAGCAUUCAUAUGCUUGAGAGAAGGUAUACGCUUCUCUGGUUCAGUGAUUUUGGUGUCUGCUGCAGUGCUUGGAGUCCUCAGGAAGUGCUAGGAGCAUCCUUUAACGGAGGUACCCAGUCGGGGUGCCAGGCGAUCCGUUACACUGUACAAACCUGUUUUGAUUGGCUUUGUAACUUUGUGUCCUGUGCUCCACAAGGUCCACGUGGGUGGUAACCUUGUGGGAAAACCUGUAUAAAAGAGACAAUAAACACUCAGACUGCUGAGUUCCUGUUUCACCCUCAACAUAGAGCCUCGUCUCAUGUGUGGGGGAAAAGGCUGCAUCUACACUGGGGGAUUGCUAUACUCUGUAUACUCCCCAGGGCUAUAAUCACUAAGCUCUUUUAAGAGCUUGUUCCUGCUUUGCUCUCUGAAGGAAGAGAGGUUCACCCACUGGAACCUGGAGCCUUGUCGUAGGUCCAGGUUGGGUAGGAUACGGUGAGUUACCAGCCAAGCUGCGGCGGUUCGUGGGAUCUGCAGUGCUUAUUGUUUCUGAUGCGGUGCUGAUGGUCCUUGGUAAGCACUAGGAGCAUCGAUUGACGGAGGGUCCGUCACAGAUAAUAUUUAUUUAUUGGCCAGUUUUAAGAGCCACUUGAGGAAUUGUUUUCAUCUUGACAGUCAUACAUGUUUAUCAGAGUUAUCAGAGUUAUUUAAUAGCACAUUGCCUGGAAUUCAAAGAGAAUUAAAAAGUAAUUUUAAAAUCUAAAACCUAUGUAGCAAUAGAAGCAGAGCUGACUUGGAGAAUUAUUCCGGAUUAGCUUUUUUUCCCCAUAGAUUUGAAAUUUACUUUGAAUCCCUAGCAAUUAUCACUUUAGCGCAUAAACCUGCAUGAUCUAAAGAUUGUAUGAAAUAAAUAAUCGAGAAAUACAAAGUUACAGAGUUUCCAUGCCAUGAUUAUUAGAGCCAGAUUUUGGUCCAGGCUACUUGGGCACUGGUGUCGUUCUCCUUCUGAUGAAACCAAUAUGCAGAUGAAUCAGGGACGUUAUUUAACCCCUUAAGGACACAUGACAUGUGUGACAUGUCAUGAUUCCCUUUUAUUCCAGUAGUUUGGUCCUUAAGGGGUUAAAAGCGCAUGAAACAUUUUUAAAGUGACUUUUAAAGCUCAGCAUGCAGGUUUCUUCAUGAAAGAUCUUCAUAAAGAAUAGAGAAAAACAUCUUUAGUGUUGGUGUUACAAAACUAAAACCUAACCUUUCUGUUGCAGCCAUGGAGUGGACUCCCCAAAGAUUUCGCCCAAUGGUUUCCAUGCUUCAAGGUUACUGUCUCUCGAUAGGGCAGACUAUCCUGGCAGGUGUGGCAUAUGCGCUAACAGACUGGCGUUGGCUGCAGUUGGCACUGUCCCUACCUUACUUCAUCUUCUUUAUUCUUGUCUGGUACGUUCCUAUUUAAAGAGAAGUAGAGCAACACAAUACAAUAGAGUUCAAAUAUAGGAGAAAGCUGAAGCAGCCAGAGAAGGAUUAAUAUUCCAUGGGGUACUUGGCAGGUUUGAGGCCCACCUUCAUGGUCAAUCCUGCUCUGGAAUCUGCACAGAAUAGUGGCUUCAUGUUGGUAAACAGUGAUUACUAUCUACAAUUAGUGCUGAACAUGUAUUGUAAGUGAGGACAUGAGGAUAAAAUCAAAAGAAGAUAGAGGAUAGCUGCAGAGAAAUGAAAGAAAAAUAAAGUGCAACCAUUAUGCAAAGAACGUGAACCUUUUUUCAAGUUAAACAAAUAACCAGAGGUUACCUGUCACAGCAGAGUUUGUAGGUGUAAGACAAUGUGUUGUCAUUUUAUAUAGUUGCAGUUAAAAAUGAAAGAGGAAAAGACAAAAGCAUAACAUCAAUGCAAUACCUUUUAUUUCUACGGGGAGUAAAAAACAGUAAAUAUAUACUUUUUAUUUCUACAUAAUUUAACUUUUCCCUCUUACCCAAUUUCCUUUCCCUCACUGCUUGCCUGUGGUAUGAAAGGUGGGUACCAGAGUCUUCUCGCUGGCUUCUGCUGAAGAAGCGUACACAUCAAGCACUUACUAACUUAAAUCGUGUGGCCAGGAUCAAUGGAAAGAAAGGGGACAGUACUAUCACGCUAGAGGUAACAGCUAUGGCAUUUGAUUUUUACACAGGUGUAACUAGAAACCAAUGGGCCCAGCGCAAAAAAUUCCCUUGUCCCUUCCCAAUGUGUCUCAUCCCCACCCAGAUCUUCAAUGUGUCUCACCCCCGCAUCCCCACCUAGCCCUUCCAUGUGUCUCAUUCCCCCCUUUCAUGUGUCUCAUCCCCACCUAGCCCUUCAAUGUCUCACCCCCCCAUCCCCACCUAGCCCUUCCAUGUUUCUCAUCCCCACCUAGCCCUUCAAUGUCUCACACCCCCCAUUCCCACCUAGCCCUUCCAUGUGUCUCAUUCCCCCCUUUCACGUGUCUCAUCCCCACCUAGCCCUUCAAUGUCUCACCCCCGCAUCCCCACCUAGCCCUUCCAUGUGUCUCAUUCCCCCCUUUCAUGUCUCAUCCCCACCUAGCCCUUCAAUGUCUCACCCCCCCAUCCCCACCUAGCCCUUCCAUGUUUCUCAUCCCCACCUAGCCCUUCAAUGUCUCACACCCCCCAUUCCCACCUAGCCCUUCCAUGUGUCUCAUUCCCCCCUUUCAUGUGCCUCAGCUCCCUUCCACAUGUCAAUUCCCCCUCCAGUCCCUUCCAUAUGUAAAUUUCUCUCCCAGUCCCUCCAUGUGUCUCAAUUCCCCUGAGUCCCCUCCAUGUGUCAAUUCCCCCACCAGUCCCUCCAUGUGUCUCAAUCCCCCCUGUCCCUUUCAUAUGUGUCAAUUCCCCCAGUCCCUUUCAUGUGUUGAUUCCCCCCAAAUUCCUUCCAUGUGUUUAUCCCCUAUUCCCCUCUGUACCUGUUCUGUGCUGUCCAUGUAGCGUGGCCGAGUGGACUGCGGUACCCGAUCUGACAGGUAGUGCUCUAUCGGUGAGUACUUCCUGUUAGACCAGGUAGAGGGAAACAGAGGCCCCACUACUCCUCUCCUGCCGGUCACCCUGUGGCCGCGAACCUGGGCCGGUGCAGCUGUGCACCAUCCCUGAAGUGAAGGGUCGCAGCUGCAGCCAGGCCCCCUGGAGUGACUUGGUGUAACUAUGUAACUUGGUGGUCGCAGCUGCCACGCCUGCGACCGUGGUAGUUGUGCCACUGUUCCUACCUUUAUGACAAUAUUUUAUCCUAGUUAUGAUCAGCUAAUGUUGUUUUUCAGUACAGUUGCCAUUCAUCCAUUUUCUCACCCUCUUAGUGUUAUUCACUAAAGUGUGAAUUCAAAGUGAAUUGCAAGUGGAUUUCAAAUUUAAGGCCAGAGUAGCCGAACUGGAACUAUAGCUAAUUUAGAGAAUUUUUCCAGUUCUUUAAUGUGGACCUCAAAUUUUAAAUUUACUUUGAAUUCUCUCCUUAGUGAAUAAUCCUGUCUGUUUGAUUUGCCGCUCUACUCUCAAAUCACUAUCUAUCAUCAUGCUUUAAUUUAGAUGGUGAAGCUUGAAGAACAAAAAGAUAGUCCUACACGGAAUAAUAAACUGACGCCCAUCGACUUGUUCCGUACCCCUGCAAUGCGCAAAAUAACCAUUAGCCUCUGUAUGUCCUGGUAAGUAGUGUACAUCUUUAUCUACCUAUCUAUAUGUCUGUCUAUAUAUCUAAUUGGAUGUCUGGUCUACUUUUUAUGUCUCCUCACUCCUACCAACCAGUAAACUCUCUUCCCAAGGUUCUCCGGCAGCUUCUGUUACUUUGCUCUUGCAAUGGAUAUCCAACGAUUUGGCCUCAGCAUAUACUUGGUUCAAGUUGUAUUUGGCUGCACAGAAAUCCCACUCAGGGUUCUGAGUACCGCAACUGCUGCUUACAUCGGCAGGCGAUUCACAGUGUUCUCCUCCCUUUUCCUAUCUGGGGUCUUUAUACUUGCCAGCUUGGCUGUCCCAGCAGGUAAGUCCCAGGCCUAGAACUGUUUUCCAUAAUUUAAUCCCUUCCUGAUGUUAGGACAUAGCAUACCGUCCUGCAGUUAGUCGGCUUAAAUGUCUGUAGGAUGUCAUUGAAUGCCCUGCAGAUUAAUGUGAGCAGGGUUAAAUUUCGGUGUCUCCCGUCCAGUUCUAGUGGCCCCAGACUUUUUGAUGAGCUUUAGCUAUCUACUAAACACAGAUCCCUCUCUAAUUUGGUACCCUUAAAUAUGGCAAUCAUAUAUGUAUACAGAAUGUAUGUGCUAUAUGUAUGUAUAUUGUAUAUGCCUUAUGUUGAUAUAAUGUAUAUGCUGCAUGUACGUUGCAUGUAUAUGCCACGUGUAUGUAGCAUGUAUAUGCUGCGUGCAUGUAGCAUGUAAAUGCUGCGUGCAUACAUAAUGUCAGGUUUACUUACUAAAGUGAGAAUUCAAACUAAAUUGCACAUGUCUAUUCAUUGGCACAUAUCUAUUUUUCAUGUGAUGGAUAGUGUUGGACUAAAUAGCCAGUAGACGGUCAGCUGCUUUUCCUUGGAAUCAUUUGUUGUUAUUAAUCUGGUAAAUCUAGUUAGCCACUCUGUGGUCUGAUCCAUCUCCUUCCAGAACAUUCCAAUGCUGAUUUUUAUAUCCGUAAAUUGUGACAAUCUAGGCAAUAUUUUGUCACUUCCAGCUCCCUUACUAAUGUGACUUUUCUCACUUAACCUAAUGCUAUGGAGAAAAAAAGCACUAAUUAUUUAGCCUCCAUUGCUUGGUAUUGGUAUUAAUAUUUUACAAUAUUUUUACCAAUCCUUUCACUUUGUAACUUGCCCAGCUUGGGUCUGACCAGACUGUUUCACCUGCUGGAAUAGUUAGAUAAUCCAGAAAAUAACUUUGCAUAACACUCUGCAUACUCAAAAGCCAUUAAGAUGAACCAGCAAUAAAAGGUGUGGGUACAGGGAGCCAGAAAGUGCAAUCAAUACAUUAUCUGUGGGUGGAGUGCCUGCCAUCUAACACUGUUCUAUAGUGGAAAAAUGCCAAACCAGUAAAAAUUUCAACAAAGAUAAUUGAGAUAACAAGUACUCAAUCAAAAAAUUGUGGUAGCUCCAAAAAACAGUCAUAUAAGCUAUAUAAACAUAAUGAUCCUUAACACAUAUCAGAAGAUGUAUAUAGGGGUUACACUCUCAGUGCUGGAAUCCUCCCAGUAGUCAAAACAUAACUUCAUGCAAAGAAAAAAAUUUUUGAUCUGCACUUAUAGUAUACAAGAAAUUUUUUUGAAAAAAAUGCACAUUUAUUGAGGUAAAAAAGUCACAAAAAGUGUACAUUGCAUAAAUUUAGAACAGCAGUCCUCAUGUGUGCUGUAAUGGUCCAAACAUAUAGCCUGUCAUUAAAGGACCACUAUAGUGCCAGGAAAACAUACUCGUUUUCCUGGCACUAUAGUGCCCUGAGGGUGCCCCCACCCUCAGGGUCCCCCUCCCGCCCGGCUCUGGAAAGGGGAAAGGGGUUAAAACUUACCUUUCUCCAGCGCCGGGCGGAGAGCUCUCCUCUCCUCAUAAUGCUUUCCUAUGGACGCUGGCGUACUCUCACUGUGAAAAUCACAGUGAGAAGCACGCAAGCGCCUCUAGCGGCUGUCAGUGAGACAGCCGCUAGAGGAAAUAGAGGAAGGCUUAACCCAUUCAUAAACAUAGCAGUUUCUCAGAAACUGCUAUGUUUAUGAAAGAAUGGGUUAACCCUAGAUGGACCUGGCACCCAGACCACUUCAUUAAGCUGAAGUGGUCUGGGUGCCUAGAGUGGUCCUUUAACAUGGAACGCAAAUAACAUAUGAUACAAAAAAUCCAAAACCUGUGCUCAGGACCACCCUCAGCUGCUGAACAAGGGGGAGACCACCAAGAAAGCUGACUCCGAAGAAAGUUAUGGAAGCCCUAGAUGCGUUUCGCACCCCUCCUGGUGCUUUCUCAACAUGUGUUCUGUGGGUGGUCUACCUAUGAGUGCUGAUCAAUAUAUUUUUUCAUUGCAUGAUAGAUGCCAAACCAAGCUGGGUAGUUGCAACUUGGCCAACAGGAAAGAACCUUGAGCAGAUAUUGGUAUGGCCUUCAGUCACAGGUAGAACUCCAUAUUUCUAGAUGAUAGUAGGCUUGAGAUAAUAGUGAUAGGAUGCUUCAUAUGACUCCCAAAACAUUUCUUUCAUAGGUGAUGCUUAUGUGGUUAUGGUAAUUGGGCCCUAACAACUUAACAUACAUGCAGCAUUUAUUCUGGGUUUCCUUAAAAUGACUAACUAACUUGAAGCCACGCUACAUGACAUCACAGAACAGCAGCUGUAAAACUUUAGAAGGAUACUAUAGUCACAAAAACAACUUUAGCUUAAUAAAGCAGUUUUGGUGUAUAGAUCAUGCCCCUGAAGUUUCACAGCUCAAUUCACUGCCAUUUAGGAGUUAAAUCACUUUAUGCAGCCCCAGCCACACCUCAGCUGGCUGUAACUGACACAGCCUGCAUGAAAACAAAUUGGAUUCAUUUACAAUCAGAUGUAAAUUACUUGUUUUUAUCUCUUCCUCUGUAAAUUGAAUUUUAAUUACAUACAGGAGGCUCCUGCGGGGUCUAGCAAGCUAUUAACAGAGCAGGAGAUAAGAAAUUAUAGAUUAAAUUUUUUUUUCCAAUAAAGGUGUAAACAUUAGAUGACUCUUUACAGGAAGUGUUUAAGAAGGCUGUGUAAAGGAGGUGUCAUUAGGGCUACAUAAACAAAGUGAUUUAACUCCUAAAUGGCAGAGAAUUGAACACUGAGACUGCAGGGCAUGAUCUAUACACCAAAACUGUUUCAGUGAGCCCAAGUUAUUUUGGGGACUAUAGUAUCCCUUUAAGACGCAGGCUAAACUAUUAACCUGGGAUCACUACAUACAAUAGAUUUACUUCUGAUUAUGCAGACAUAUAAAAACGUGCAUGUUUUGCAUUUGAUCUAAUUGUGUUGUACUAUAUAAUUUCUCAUUAAUUUACCUUUAGACAUGCUCAUUCUACAGAUGACUUUCAGCAUCCUAGUCAGAGGAUUUCUUGGUUCUUAUUUUGUAUGUGGCUAUCUCUAUACAGCUGAACUCUACCCCACGGAGCUCAGGUAAUCAUGAUAACUACAUUAUAUCCAUGAUUUAUCUGUCAAUUAAAUUCAGUUAUCAAUAUUUAUGUUUGGUGUUUUCAUAAUUUUGAAACACUUGUUUAAGUUCAUCAAGAACUAAAGAUUGCGUUCAACCAAUGAAGGCUCCAUUGGCGUUCUUUAUAAAUAAAACCCAUGUGCUUGUAAAUGAUCUGUGAAAUUGAUACGGUAGGAUUCUUUGUUUGCUCCAUAAUACACCGUUUUCAAUGAUGCCAGAGGGGUUAAUUGAAUGGGAGAAAAGUUUGAAACAAACUUAACACAUAAUGGUGGGACCAAUACCAUCAACUGGGUGGACAAAUUGUACAAUGCGUAUGAUGCAUUCACAAAAACAAAGAUUUCUGUAUUUUAUACAGGUUGGUAAUGUCAAACUCCUACGUAUAUGAGCUAGAUCCACGCAGUGUUUACUUAGUUGACUCAUUUGUCGUCUUGUUUGAAGAUGACGAUGGUCUCUUCCUGUGAAAAAGACAGCGUGAUAAUUAUAAUAAUACUAUUAAUAGAAUUAAAUCAAGGUAGUAUGACAUCAAUAUGCCAACAUUUUGUAAAAAAGAGUUAUAUAACAGAUUGCAAGGAAGCUUUAAAAACGCAUUAUUUUUCUGUGUAAGACUAAAUGUAUGAUAAGUGUUAUAGCCCAUUUUAUUUGUGUAGUUAAUCACAUACCUGCCACAUUCUUAGGUUAUUUGGUUAUUUGUAUAUCCUUUUUGAAAGACUACUACAAACCUGUUCUGUAAGAUUACCAUAGUUACCAUGACAUUUAGUGCCCAGGUACUUGAUGAAAAUACCCUUGGGCACCUGGGCAAGUUUUAUCAGGCCAAAUGAUACUUUAAAUGGCGGCUUCCUUGACUGUAACUAUUGGGCUAUAAUGUUGCACCUUCCAGUUUUCAGAGUGAUUGGAGGAUUCUCAUUCUUAUUUGACAUUCUUUAUUGUUGCAGUGCAUGCGUAUACAAACAAACCUAUAGUAACAUAUCUACAAGAAUAUAGUAGACAAAAGAAGUAAUGAGUAUAUCUGACAUGUCAAGCAUGUGUACUUAUUUCUUUUUUUUGGGGGGGGGGGUGUUAAGACAAGAUAAUUCAAACAAGUGUAUGUCAAAUAAUAUCCAGGAGAAAGUAAAAGUACAAGCUUGCUGGUCUAGCCGACAACACUAAGUAGGGUACUGUCAGGAUCGUGACAGGGAUCCAAUACGCAGAGUGCGGACAGGAAGAGGUACCGUAUAUACUCGAGUAUAAGCCGAGUUUUUCAGCACAUUAUUUGUGCUGAAAAACCCCAACUCGGCUUAUACUCGAGUCAGUGUCUGUAUUAUGGCAAUUUACAUUUAUUUACAUUGCCAUAAUACAGACUGGGGGCUGGCAGCGAGCACUUACCUCUCCUGCAGCUCCUGUCAGCUCUCUCCUCCUCCGCGCCGGUCCGUGCAGCUCUUCUCUCAGCUCCCAGUGUAAGUCUCGCGAGAGCCGCACUAUGACCCCGCGGCUCUCGCGAGACUUACACUGGGAGCUGACCGAGGUGCUGACCGGACCGGCGCGGAGGAGGAGAGAGCUGCAGGAGCUGCAGGAGAGGUAAGUAACAGCUCACUGCCAGCUCCCCUCCUCCCCCCACUGAACUGCCAAUGCCACUGGACCACCAGGGAAGGAGAGCCCCCCUCCCUGCCAUGUAUCAAGCAGGGAGGGGGGACAAAAAAAAUAAAUAAAUAUAAUAAUAUAUAAAUAAUAAAAAUAAUAAUAAAAAAAUAAUAUAACAAAAAAAUCAAAAUAAUAUUAAUUAUUAAUAUAUAAAUAUAAAUAAUAAUAAAAAAUAAUUAAAAAAAUAAUAUAACAAAAAAUUUAAAUAAUAUUAAUUAAUAAUAUAUAAAUAAUAUUAAAAAAAUAUUAUAACCAAAAAAAUUAAAAUAAUAAAUAAUAAUAUUAUUAUUUUUUAUUUUUUUAUAAAUAUGCCCACCCCCCACCAAGGCUCUGCAACACAAACACACACUGCAUCACACACACACACUGCAUUCAUACACACACACACUGCAUUCACACACACACACUGCACUCAUACACACACACUGCACUCAUACACACACACACUGCACUCAUACACACACACACACACUGCAUUCAUACACACACACACACUGCAUUCAUACACACACACUGCAUUCAUACACACACGCACUGCACUCAUAUACACACUGCAUUUAUACACACACUGCAAAUAAAUAUUCAAUUAAUAUAAUUUUUUAGGAUCUAAUUUUAUUUAUAAAUUUACCAGUAGCUGCUGCAUUUCCCACCCUAGUCUUAUACUCGAGUCAAUAAGUUUUCCCAGUUUUUUGGGGUAAAAUUAGGGGCCUCGGCUUAUAUUCGGGUCGGCUUAUACUCGAGUAUAUACGGUACGUAUACCGGACCUUAGAAUGGCCGGACUAACGUAUAGACAAGACAAGAAUGGUCAAAAGAUAAGCCGAGGUCGAGGGAGCCGGAGGACAGGUAAGCGAAGAACAAGCCGAGUCUAAGGAGAGGAGAGAGAAGCAGGACAAAGUACAAGCCAGGUCAAAACCGAAAGACACAAUAAGAGGAACGCGCUGAGUGACUAGCAAGCUAGAACCAUGACAGGGCAAUGAGUAGUAGUACAGGCUUCCCUUAAAUACCCUGUCACCUUAAUUGAUAACCACGCCCCCAAAAGGUCCGGAAUUGCCGUUUCUGGCGGUUCACGUCGAUGAUGACGUCAUGACGUCGACUAUUGGCCGUCGCGUCAUAAAAGGGGGAGGAGCUAGCGCGGCCGGCGUGAAAACGGCCGAAAAUGCCGAAAUGCUUGUGCAUAGGAGCCGCUUUGGAGGAGAGACUGUCCAGGUGCCUGGCCUCCUCAGAGGUGGAAAUUACAGGUACCAUGACAGGUACUUGAGUUAAAGCCCACCAGGUGACGGUAUCAUUAGGAUUAGCACUAGGUGAUUUAACUGGUGAGUAUUACAAAACAAAAUAAGGUAAUGGAAAUAAAGUAUUAUAACAAGCUUAUAUCACAUAGAGAAAUUGCCACUGAGUACUAGCCACAACGAAAGAGCAAUGCAAUGUAACACAAAAAAAAAAAAAACACAUUAUGCAACAUCUGCUCACUAGAAAUUAAUAGUUUGAAAAGAGAGAGGCAGAUAGGCUUCCAAAAAAGAAAAAAUAAGCCUAUGCACAUCAUUUGUGUGUUGUGCCCUGGUAUGCGGUCGAACACAAGCCCCGCAAUGCAGCCACCCACCAACCCCAGACAGUAGCAAAGUCCAGCAACCAGGUCUCACGAGGUCCAGCACAGAUUGUAACCAAGACGUGCCCGUGGGGAUCUCCCACAGGUUGUUGACUUUUUUGUAGAGUUUGUGGACCCUCUGAAUGCGUGACAAACAACUACAAUUAGUAAGUUAAUUUACCUAUAAGUAUGCAUGCCUCUCAGGUAAAGCCACCACAAAAAUUGUGACAUUGGUAUUUGUAAGUCCCUGAUAAGGUUAAAGAAAUAGAUGUGCCUUGGAAAAGUUUAUCUCAUUUGAAUGUGCCUUGGUGAAAAAAAUGGUUGGGAACCACUGCCCAGGACUCCCAUGAUUGAUGAAAUGGGUAUUAAGACUUCUAUAAAGGAUAGGUCACAGUUGCUUCUACAGAGGAGUCGGUGACCUACUACAUGGUUAAAGAAAGGCACAAAAUUGAGUUUUUGGAGAUUAGUAAGUGCUUGGUGUAUCACUGAGGCUUUGGAUCUAUGGCAUCCUCUCCCACUUGUAGCUUUUACAGUCUCUGAUAAUAAGCUACACCUACAAAUGAAUAAUGUUAUGAUUGUUGCUUUGCAAUCUAUCUAAUUAUUUUGCUCCCUGGCUACCUAAUAAAGCCGAGAUCAUGGUUUUGUUUUUUAUCAGUUGGUUACUCUGUGUGCAUUUGUCCCAUCGUACUCAUUGCUCUAUUUGUAAGGAGUCAAAACGUUUUGACUCUUCCCGCUUCUACUACCAUGGAAUCUGGCAGGAGCUUCCAUCAGCUGAUCACUUUCAGCCAGUGAGUUAAACCCUGCAUUGUAGAGCUUAGCUCAGGACAGAUAAUGGAUGUUCUUUCUUCGGAAUGUCUGUUAUCCAUCCAUGGUAGUGAAAGCAGGGAGUGCAGCCAGACCCCAGUUAAGAAAAUCAAACCAUUCAAAAAUGCUUUGGCUUCUUACAGUGGGACAGCUUCAGGACACUCGGCAGUGGUUAUGGUGUCUGGAGUUUUCUUUUAACAUCAGCGGUUUUUAUUUCCUGUCCUAUUUGCUAUGAGUUAGCACAGCUAUCGUAAUGUGCUAACGUGAAUUGAUCUCAGAAAAUUUUGGUAAGUAUGAAAAAGUCUUUAUUCUUGCGUUUACUGACUAAGAAGUGAACUGUGGUAUAUUGAAAAUGGAUUGGAAAAUGGGUGUAAACUCUGGUUUGGAGAAUUUUUCCAGCGCAACCACGAAAUUCUGCUUUCAAUUCGCUUUUGUGUUUAGUGAAUAAACCUUACAGGGCUCUUUAUUAAAAUGUGGAUUGAUCAGAGAACUGCAAAUGUUAGUUAAGAUGAAUAAUUAGCUGAGUUGGAGAUUUAUUUAUUUUUACCCAAACCAGCUACCUAGGUUUACAAUGUGUGAUUUUUUUAGCAAUUCUGCAUUAUUCCCUUGUUUACUAAAUAUCACCGAGAGUGUAUUCAGCUGACAUAAUAACCCACCCCCACCUAAUGCCGGAUAAUGUUACUCAGAGACAAGAUAAUGUUUGUAAGAUGCUGUUAAAUAAUGCACACAUUGCUACUGAAAGGCAAAGAAUAGUCUGUUUCACUAAUGACAACCAAACUAUUCUUAUCAGGGAGAUAACAUUUCGUAUCACUAAUGCAAUCUAUUGCAAAAUCUCACUUAACAUUUAAUAGCAAAGUAUAGUUUCAUUAGUGUGCCAGAGAUACACGAAGAGCCACUUUAUUUCGGUAAGGUUUUUUUCACUAAACAAUUAGUCGGUGUGGAGCUCAAAAAGCUAAAAUUCAGGCUAAAUUUUUUUUCCAAAUGAGCUAAUCUAGCCUUAAUUUUGCAGAUAAUUAAAUGGUUCACUACUUGUCAUCCUCCUUACAACUUAAGCACUUUUUAAAUAGUAUAAAAUUCUAUUUGCACAUUGUGAUAGCAGAUUUGCUAGCAAAUUUAUUGAUUGGGAGAAAAACCUAUUAACUACCAAAAUAUGAUUUUCUCCCUCUUUUUUUGUGUUUGUGCUUAGACAAAGUUGCACAAAUCUCAUAUUACCAGCCAGGAAGAGAGUAUGUUGGCUGGUUAAUUUAAAGUUUAGAGAAGUGGCCAUACACAAAGGAAAAGUAUCUCCAUAAUAAAACCUUUUUAGAAAGAAAAACUGCGGGGACAGUCUUUGCAAUACAACCACCUCAAUAAUAUUAAAUGGUUAUGGCGAUUAGAUUGACCCUUCAAAUUCAGUUUUAGGAAAUAAACCCACCAAUGGAUGAAGCAUCAGUGUUCAGUCAUCUUUUUUCCUCCCAGCAUCUUUCCUGAUUGGCUGGACUGCUUCCUGCUGUGGGAGUAAAAAUAACUAAUGUGGAGAUUAUUUCAGUUUAGGUAUUUUGACCUAAAAUUUACAGUUCUGUUGCCUAUUCUCCACGACUUCCGAUAGUGAAUAACCUCAAUUUUUUUUUUCUACAGACAGACAGGCAUGGGAUUCACCAACAUGAUGAUGAGAUUGGGUGCUGUGGUCUCACCUCUAGUGACGAUGACAAAAGCGUAUAUGUCGUUUCUACCUCUUUUGAUAUUCGGUGUGGUGUCCACUGUAUGUUCAAUACCCCUUCUGUUUCUACCAGAGACACUCAACUCUCCCCUUCUCGACACAGUGGAGGAAGUAGAGAAAGGGUAUGUAUAGAAUGGAAGCUACUCCCGAAACAGUGAUACAGAGUCUUCACUUCCACACUUCCCAAUGGUAUUUAAUCCAUAGAAUCUGUAAUGGACACAAAAACAACAUAACGUUAGUACAGUCAUGUAAGGGUUUAUUCACUAAACUAAUUGUUGCAAACUUAAAUCCUAAUGGCAUAGCUGCGGCACAAAUAGCUAAUUUGGAAAACAUUCUCCCCCACAGCUAUCAUUAUAGGGAUUCUAUAGUGUAACUCUAUCUCUAACACUAUAGUGCCCUCUGGUGCCCCCCCACACUGCAUGUAAAGGGUUGAAAAAAAACCUUUGUUUACAGUGCAGGUGUCCCUUGGCGCUGGGUUGGUGCUCCGUCUCAUCUAACGUCAUCCACAGGGUAGUUAAUGUGCACACACGGUGAGCACAUUAGGCCUUCCCCAGAGGAAAGCAUUGUCUCAAUGGGAAAUCUUAUGGAGAUUUCACUGACCCUGGAUGUCCUCAUGCUGAGUGUGAGGACAUCCAGCAUCAGUUAGCAACCUGGACUCUGUUAACAUUCAGGAAGUGGCUGUCUGACAGCCACUAAAGGCAGUCUUAGUCCUGCAAUUAUUGUAAUUUCUCUAAAACUGCAGUGAUUUACAUUGCAGAACUAAGCGGGACUGGGACACUGCACUCAGACCACUUAAAUGAGCUGAAGUGGUCUGGGUGACUAUGGUGUCCCUUUAAAGUGUUUCUAUAACCCUUUGAGAGGUGGGGACCUUUCCGGUGUAAUAUUACACUUUUUAUGUGCUGUUUGUGAAUAUAUAAGUGAUAUGUGUCCGUGCAACACCUGGGAUUUGAACCCAAAGGAAAACCCGAUGACCCCCACACUACCAGAGAGGUGGGGAUGUGUCAUGAGAUAACACUGCCUUUUCAUGUUAUAACUCUUUCUCUCUAACCAUAACCAAUAUGCUGCUGUUACUCUCCUGGAUCUCAGUGGAAGUAUAGAUGGAAAUACGCUACUGUGUUAACCAAUAGUGGCGUGUGCAACAAAAUUGUCCUCCCCAGAACUCCAUCCUGACAGUAAUCUGCAGGGCACUUUCCACUAAGUAGCUUGAGAGCACUAUACUAGUAAUUUUUCUUUUUUAUAAUAGAUGGAUGCUUUGAAGAGCAGCUGCAGGAUGUGAAAUAAAACAAACAAAAAAAACAACUUGUAAUAUCUUCAUCAUGCCCUUUCCAUAAACUGUAGAGAUACAGGACUAAACAUCCAGGGCUUCAGCCCCCAAAGGCUGUCAUGCCCAGCAAGCAUGAUCUGUUAUAUUAUACAAAAUAUUGUUUAUCAAUGGAGUGGAUGCAGGGAAUGGUUACCCGAUAAAGGUAGUACUGCUGAUUACAGCACUGGAAGGGUUCAUUUUGCAGCUAGAGGAACGUUCCAUUUGACAGAUCACAGGAAAAGGUUUGCAAAUAAGGUUCCUUCCUUUUAAUCCAAAACAUCCAUCUGUGUCCCUCAAGCCAGAUAUAAAACUUUGCAUCAAAACACAUUCAUAUGGACAUUUUACCCGGACCUAUUGGCUGCCUAUCUUUUGUAUACUCUGCUCAGCAGACCUUCUACCGAUUUGGUAUGCUAAGCAAUAAUUAGGAGUCCAUUGCAAGGCUCUCUACUAAGAGUCAGACCCAAAAAACAUUAAUAACCCAUAAAUAAAUAAUAAUAAUCAUGUUCCUGUUAAAUAUAUUCAGAAUGCAGAGGGUAUUCCCUACAAAAGCAGUCCAAACAUUACCAGUUUACCUGAAGUCAUUUGUAGUAAUGGUGAAAGUCAGUUGUUCUAAGUGGCAGAUGGGUCUUGCAGUGUGUCUUUGGAAUGGAGGAAUUAUGACAGUUCCAAAUAUGAAAAAAGUGUCAUAAACCUAGAAUUUCUUCAGUCACACCUACCUUGUACCUUCUUUGGGGCAAGUUUGAAGAACUUGAGAUGGGCACAUAGUAUAUAACAUCUAUGACUUGUACAUUACAAUUUUACUUCUUGGUGCAAUAUAAAUUGGGGUGAGUUGCCAUUUUCCUUGCCAGAACCUAUCUUUUUAUUGUUCAUAAUAAUAUUCCUUUUUAAAGGAACACUUUAGUCAGUGUGCACUUCCUGUUAGUCCGGUCGGGUACAGGAGACAGAUGCUCCCUGUACCCGCGGACUAUACUGGGCUCGGCCACGCUACAGUGAGGGAGUGACAGGAGGGAGCGCUUCCCUCCUGUCAGCCCCUCUCCUCAUGCUGCGCCCAGGCGGUGCGCCCUCAUGGACGCACCGCCCGGGCAAAGCUGCAGCCGCCUGAGGCUCUCUACAGAGAGCUCGGGCGGCUGCAGCAUGGGGGGGCCGGCGCCCCUGGUCAUGGCACCCCCCACCCUGGUGGCACCCGGGGCAGACCGCCCCCCCCUUAGUACGCCACUGACUUUAGUGUCAGGAAUCACCACCCCACGAUCGGCUCUGGUGAUGCCUCUCCCCCCAUUUCAGCAAACAGGAGACUUUACUCAGCUUUUUUCCCAUGCCGUGCCAGUCUCAGCUGCCGGUUCCGCCUCCAUGGCUGAGAUCAUCAAUCUUAUUUAAAAGGCAGUGUUUACAGAGCUAAGGCUGCAGGGACAUGCUAUAGUCACCAUAACCACUCCACUACAUUAAGCUGUAGUGGAUCUGCCAUUGUCUGAUGGAAUGUACUUAAGUGUUUUUAUUGCAUACAUAUGUUGCUAAAUUGUGUUUUGUGGGCUUUUAAAUCUGAUUUAGUGGCAUAAACUCAUGUGCACCCUUUAUAAAUUGCCUUGGUGGUGGCAGCGUUUGAUACUAGAGAUAAGUGUGGGCGGUGUGAAAGAGAUUUGUUUUACCAUUUUCUAAACCCUUUCAUCUACUGGACUAAGUCAUGUGCUCCUCAAAGUAAUGGUAGUAUUUGUGUCAGCCCCCACAACACCAGAUGGGAAAGUUUUUAUAAAACAUAGCAGCUGAAAGGUUGGUGAAUACGAGCCGUAGAAUUUCCUAUAAUAAGAUUAGUAUAUAGGUAUAUGUGCUGGUAUCUAUAAGAUUAACAGAUCUGGAAAUAUUCAAUUUUUAUUCUUUUUUUAUUUUUUUUUUAGGAAUCGUAAAGAAAUGAACAAUAAUACAACAAAGGAAACCCAAUCUGUACAGAACACCAAACUGUAGAGAAACUUCCUUGCACAACAUGUGACACCCGAUAAGACUGUAUUCAAUACUGCACGAUGACAGAAUAAUUACACCUGUUUUUAAUUUCAGUUAAAUCAAUAUGGAUUGGUGUUGGGUUUUGCCAGCUUCCACCACCGAGCUCUAUAUAACCGGCUGGGAACUACUCAUUGCAGUAUGUGUUUUUCUGAAAACAGCCAGUAGAUGGUGGCAACAUAUUUCCAUUGACUGCAAGGGGUGCCCAAAAGGUAGAUCCCCAGAUGUUUUAUAACGACAGGAUCCAUGAUGCUUUGUCAUUCUAAAGGCAUUCCGAAGAUGCAAAGCAUCAUGGGAGCUACAGUUCUACAACAUCUGGAAAUCUACCUUUUGGGCACCCAUAUCAACUGUUAAAUACAGUAAAACCCAUUCCUAAUAUCAGAAUUGAUAUUAGCAGUGAUGUACCUUAAAGGACCACUCUAGGCACCCAGACCACUUCAGCUUAAUGAAGUGGUCUGGGUGCCAGGUCCAGCUAGGGUUAACCCUUUCUUCUAUAAACAUAGCAAUUUCAGGAAACUGCUAUGUUUAUGAAUGGGUUAAGCCUUCCCUAUUUCCUCUAGCGGCUGUCUCAUUGACAGUCGCUAGAGGCGCGUGCGUGAUUCUCACUGUGAAAAUCACAGUGAGGGCAUGCAAGCGUCCAUAGGAAAGCAUUGAUAAUGCUUUACUAUGUGACCGGCUGAAUGCGCGCGCAGCUCUUGCCGCGCGUGCGCAUUCAGCCGACGGGGAGGAGAAGAGGGAGGACCGGAGGAGGAGAGCUCCCCGCCAAGCACUGGAAAAAGGUAAGUUUAACCCCUUUCCUCUCCCCAGAGCCGGGCGGGAGGGGGACCCUGAGGGUGGGGGCACCCUCGGGGCACUAUAGUGCCACGAAAACGAGUGUGUUUUCCUGGCACUAUAGUGGUCCUUUAAGGUUAGUGAUGGGAUUAGAGUAGUAUUAGAUUUAGGGGUAAGAGUAGGGUAGGAUUACACUUAGUGCACGGUUAGGGUAAGGUAAGGGUUUGUGCUGGUUUUAAUGCUGUUUUAGGGUUAAUGACAGGGUAGGGUGGAGGUUAAGGGUAUGAUUAGGGUAGCCAUACAGUUUGAAAUAGUAUAAGCAUUGGAUAAGGGCUAUGGUUGGUAUGGCGUUAGAGUGGGGGUUGAUAUAGGCUUAAUGUUAACUAUCAAAAAUUAAUUUAGAACCUCAACAUGUUAGGCAUUUAAGAAUCAGGACUGAUAUAUGAAUCUACUUUGAGUUCUUUUUAAUUAGUUGCACUGAAUGUGUAAAUAUUAUUAUAACCAAAAAUUUGAAAAACAUUUUGUAAAAUUUGUUUUAAUCAUAUUUAAAACUUUAUUCAAACAUAAUGUUGAGUUAGGUAUACAUAUAGGAUGUUAAAUUAAAGCCCUUUCUGUCCUUUAAAAAAGUAUGUAUAAUAUGUGUAGGCACUUGAAAAGAAACCCUUAAAUUAUGAUGGAACAAACCUACAGCUCAAGUUCAAGGUUUUCUUUUGGUUCACAACAUGGACAAAGUCCUCCCUCUUUAACGGGUCAAUAAUGCAGCACAGGAGACUAAAGCAUAUGUUCAGGCACAACACAUAUUAGGUACAAUGCACAUGUUGAGGUAGAUAUAACUUCAAGUGUAAACAUUUUUUUAAAUGUCUUAUAAUUUUUAUUUCAUUGUGCGUUUGUAUAUAAGUAAUGC
Molecule: messenger RNA, 29985 nt
Organism: Pelobates cultripes (western spadefoot toad)
Lineage: Eukaryota; Metazoa; Chordata; Amphibia; Anura; Pelobatidae
Source: the annotation of a GenBank genome assembly